Messenger RNA from Blepharisma stoltei, 1791 nucleotides. The record is from the annotation of a GenBank genome assembly. NCBI's taxonomy places the organism in Eukaryota, Ciliophora, Heterotrichea, Heterotrichida, Blepharismidae.
AUGCUUUUCAAAAUAGUUGCUAUACUUACACUAGGAUGGUGUCUCAAUCUUCUCAUAGUUGACGAAAAAGAACCUAAAGAGAUUUUUGACUCUCUUGAAGAGUCAUAUAUAAAUAUUUACAUUGAGUACAAAAUUCUGGAAGAACUUAUAAAAAUAGAGUAUGAAAUUGAUAGAGAUACUAUCAUAAUAGAUUUAUCCUCAAAUAUACAGUCUCAUUUUUGAAUAUCUCAGCUUGCCUCAAGGCAAAGAAUUCUUCAUAUUAUAAAUGAUGAUUUUAAUAAGGGAUAUAGCACUUGGACUUUUUCACUAAAACCAUAUCCGGAUAGAUAUAUAAAUUCCUUAGUAAAUGUUCUAAAAAAUUUUAACUGAAGCUCAGGAAUUGUUUUUCUCUCUGAUAAAAAUUCAUGAAUGAAAGAAAAAAUUAGCAAAAUAUUUGAUAAUGAUUUUCAUUAUAUUAUUGUUGAGAGCAAAACUGAUAUUUCUCAAGUAAUAGAUAGAGAAGUUUUUAGACUUGGCAGCUACUUAUAUUAUUUAUUUACAGAAAGUAAUAUAUCUGAGGAUAUUAUCCAAAACCUCAUAAGGACAAAUUUAUUAUUAAAAGACAGCGGAAUAUUAUUAAGCCAGGAAAGUAGUUAUAAUACAAAUUUUAAUGGCGCUUUAAUUCUAGCUUCAAAAGGCCAAGAAAAUACAAAAUCAUAUGAACAAGAAACUGUCCAAAGCUUAAAAAAUUUAUUUUCUCAAAUGUUUGCAGCUCAAAAUUUUAAUAAUACAGGGAAUGACAUUAAUUUUAUUAUGAAAGAUAUUCUUAUGUCUAUCUGUGAAAGCCAUUUUUGUGCAAAUUCUUUUAAUUUAGUAAAUAUCCAGUCUGGAAAUAGGGUCAUCAUUGGCGAUUCUUUGUCUUUCUCUAUAAACGACUCAAUAAUUUUCCCAUGUAAUUCUUUACUAAUUCCUGAGCCUUGCAAAAAAAUUAUAAAAGUUAGCAUAAGUAAUGGCUCUAUUAAUCCAACAACCCCUCCUAUGCCUUUUACCCACACAAAUUACUAUGGCUGUUAUACAGCCAUAAAUCAAAUAAAUACUGGCCAGGAUUUAAUAGAAAAUUUUAUGCUUUCUCCAUCAACUUUUGAUUGUGGUGUAUCUGAGUAUAAUUCUACUUUUAUGUACAAUUGUUUUUCUAAAAAAUUUGAUGACAUUGGCGUCAUGCAUUUCCCCUCAAGCUUUACACCAGUCGUAUCAGGAACAAUGUUGACGCUCCCCAAGCUAAAUCAUAGUAUUCCGCUCAUUGCAGGUAUGUCUAAUGAUGAUGUCCUUACGUUGCCUCAGAAAUACCCAUUUUUCUCUCGGACAAGUUUCGAUUACGUAUAUGUGGCUGCACAGUUUAUUAAGGUACUCUAUACGAUGGGCUGGAAAAAUUGCGCAGUUUUAUAUCAGGUUGAACCUUUGUAUACAGCCAUGUACCAGCAGUUUGUAGAAACAGCUGAAAAGUAUAACAUGAAUAUCCUCAAUAGAGAAUAUUUACGUGCAAUACCAGGAGAUGUCAAUAAUUAUGAAGCCUUAUUAAAUCACACAGAGAUUGUUCAAGAAGUCAUCAACAGUAACGCUCGGCUAUUAAUAAUGAUUAUGCUUGCUGACAUUUCUAUUGCAACGAUGGAUUUAUUUUACGAUUUAGGCUUAAGAAAUGGCGAUUUAAUAGUAUUAUGAGCAAUGCCAGCUUGGAUCAAUACUAUAUAUGUCCCGAGGUCAGGUGGCUUAGCUGGCUAUCGACGGAUAUGAAACUUGUAUCCCAGGACGUAA